AUGGUGUUCAAGUUCACCUACCUGUGCGAUUUGCUCUCAGAAUUGGAGCGUAGUAGAGUCUUAAAGGCUUCUACUGCGUCAAAAAUCUCGAAUCCUGAUGAUCGUGCCGUGACCCGAUGGUUUGCCCAACAUGGCAAACGGAUUCAUGCUUCCGACACGGAUCGACUAGCUCUUUUGUCAUGCAUGUUUCCAGAGAAACGAACAGACAGAGUCUACUGGCUACAGUGCACCAAUCUUGCAAGGGUCAUAGGCCGUUGUCUUUUGCUAGGUGCUGAUCGACGCCAGGAGCUCGAGCGAUGGCGCGUCGCGGGAGGUACCGACUUGGGGCAAUGUGUAGAAAAUGUCAUGGGACAAGCGGAAUUCGACAUCAUUAGCGGACAAGAGGUGACUGUCGAAGAGAUAGACUUGGCAUUGAACAAGAUUGCUUCGCGAUGCAGGUUCUCCGGUUCUCGAGUGCGAAGGCAGCAUAGCGCGGUUGAUGUCGAGGAUACACUGAGACCAUUAUAUCGGCGCAUGAGCAGUAGAGACGCAAAAUGGCUUACUCGAAUGAUACUAAAGAGUUAUCAUCCGGUCGUGUUACCGGCCAAGCUCACGAUGAAAAGGUUUCAUUUCCUGCUUCCGCAUUUACUGCUUUUCCAGGAUUCUUUUGAUUCUGCUCUAAAAAUGCUUGCUUCCGAACCUCUUAGCCACUACCCACCGAAUCCAAUUCCGGAGCUCGCAAAAGAUCUGUAUAUGCAGGUCUUACAGCAUCUCAAACCUGGGAUUGGGACCAAGAUAGGGCGUCCCGAGUACUAUAAGGCGCGAAGUAUCAAACAUUGCUGCCAAAUGAUCGGCCGUCGUCGAAUGAGUGUAGAAAGGAAGUAUGAUGGGGAAUACUGCCAGAUACACAUUGACCUCACGAAGCGCCCCAAUCCCAUCCAAAUUUUCUCCAAAAGUGGCAAGGAUUCUACCGACGACAGGGCGGGAGUCCACUCUGCGAUCAAGGACUCUCUGAACAUCGGUACGCCCGAAUGCAAAUUCUCUCGCCAGUGCAUCCUCGAGGGCGAGAUACUCGUCUGGAGCGAUAAUCACGGCAAGAUCGCAGAUUUUCAUAAGUUGCGCAAAUUCAUUGCUCGCUCAGGCACCUAUAUUGGAAUAGGCAAUGAUUCCCCACCGCAACCUUAUGAGCAUUUAAUGAUUGUGUUCUUCGACAUUCUUCUUCUCGAUGACGACAUCUGCCUUAGAAAACCACAUCGUGAGCGACGGCUGCUUCUAAAGGAUGUCGUAAAAGUAACAGAUGGAUAUGCGGACAUUGCAGAGCAACACAUCGUCGAAUUCUCCCGUCCUGACGGUCGAUCGCGUCUCGAAACAAUAUUCUCGAAGGCCGUUACAGAAAGGUGGGAAGGACUCGUCCUCAAAGGUUGUGAAGAUCCCUACUUUUCCGUAUUUCCUGGUUCGGAGAACGGCUCCGCUGGUCGCUGGAUCAAGCUUAAGAAGGACUAUAUACCAGGGUUGGGUGACACCGUGGACUUGGCAUUGAUCGGCGCGAAAUAUGACUCUCGUGAUGCUGCUGCGUUGAGUUUAUCCACGAAGAUAUUUUGGACACACUUUUUCAUUGGCUGUCUGGUCAACAAAGACGCGGUCCUACAGUCCGCAGCUGAGCCAAGGUUUCAAGUUAUGGAUGUGAUUGACCGUCACUCCAUGAGCCUGAAAAAUAUGCAAAUUCUCAAUCAGUUUGGGCAGUUUGGUGCUUGCAGUCUGGAUUCAGGCCAUGGCUUUUGGAUAGAAUUUGGAAAGGAUAGUCUCUCCGACAUGAAUACCGUGUUCAAGAAACCAUUCGUCGUUGAGAUGUUGGGAGGAGGAUUCGAGAAGCCAUCAGGUGCCAGAUACUUUACACUUCGAUUUCCUCGAAUUCAAAAGAUUUUCCUGGACAGGUCAUUCGAAGAGGCAGCCUCGUACCAAGAGCUCCAAUUAUUAGCUGAAGAAGCUCGGAUGGUACCAGCAGAAGACUUACACCAAGAGGAAGAGUGGAGAAGACAGCUUCAGCAAGGACAGGUAUCAUCGCACUAUAUCGUGACCAAGUCACAGACGACGUCCACUGGGACAAGCUCGUGUCCGAUGGCAUCAUCUAGUCCGAGCAAGGGACCGUCAUUCGAAGUUAUCGCCACGACGGUUAUCAGAACCCAAGUGCCACAUCCGUCGAGUGACUCCAUCCAGCAAUCGAAUCGCGUUAAUGGGGAGCGUGCACCAGCAGAUCCCAUUCCCAUUUUCGUGGAUGAUUCUACGACAUCAGCAUCGUCACCUGACCCAUCCGAGCCGCCUCGAAAGCUUCUGAGAAACAACGACAACCUAUCGUCCAUUCAAAGAAGUAGUAAAAGACAAAACCAGGAGUCCUCCUCCGGACCGUCCAAAGGUAACAGUGCUGGUUACGGCGAGGAGAAUGAAACCAUCCUUCCAUCGAAUGCCUCAAAUGAGUUGGGAGCCUGCAUAACUUUACCUUUGCAACCGAGAAAGCGUCGAAAGCUCACCGAGAAUGAUACCGCCACUGUCACUCCCAUCGUUCCUAGCUCUUGGAGCGAUCAACAAUCAUGCAUCGAGUCACCGCUGGCAAUUAUUCCAUUGUACUUCCGUCAGGACCUGGUUCAUGAUGACUCUGCCAACAGCUUAAUCCCUUCCAACUCGUCCAAUCUCGCCAAGGAUUUCCAGGACUUCGUACAGAAAGUAUGCUCAAACAGACAAUAUCCUCAUACCAAGAGCCUCAAUUCAAGCACGGUACACCAUGACCUUGCCCUGGGCAUGUAUAUAGCAACAAUACCGCAAGGCUCGCUCGGAAACCUUCUUCUCGAACUGAGCCAACAGAUCUCAGCAGCACUCAAAUCGAACGGACAUAAAUCUCCGCGAAACGGCAAGAUUUUCAUCCUUGAUGCCAAAUUCCUCACUCUCAAGGCAAGACUAGACGACCCCAGAUUUCUCCUUCGCACGACAUGGGAGAGUAUUGGGAGAGAAUACUUCUAUGCCUGCGUAUCGUGGAGCUCAGAGACAGGCGCUGAGUACUCGGAUGAUGGUGUUUGCGUUUCAGAGAUACCCGGGACCCCAGUGGAUGGUGGUGGUCAUCAGUUACGUCUUCGGGAGUUGAUUAGAGCACAGAGUGCUGCGAGAGCGCCUCGUAUUUCUAUAACGUUUGACAGCCGCGAAUUGGGGGUUCUGGGAGAUUAG
Messenger RNA from Aspergillus viridinutans, 3195 nucleotides. Its product is annotated as ATP dependent DNA ligase domain protein. Gene Ontology annotation, cellular component: DNA ligase IV complex. Gene Ontology annotation, molecular function: DNA ligase (ATP) activity; ATP binding; DNA binding. Bases 1 to 3195 code for a protein of 1064 amino acids. The transcript is spliced from 2 exons. The record is from RefSeq and is a predicted model, not a curated record. Gene Ontology annotation, biological process: DNA recombination; double-strand break repair via nonhomologous end joining; nucleotide-excision repair, DNA gap filling. Lineage: Eukaryota; Fungi; Ascomycota; Eurotiomycetes; Eurotiales; Aspergillaceae.